UAAAUAAAGAAGGCCUGGCCCAAUUUCAAAGAGAGAGCAAGAGAAGCCCUAGACAAGGACUAGCUAAGCACUAUAAAAUCUUACAUUUGACGUUCAAAACGCCUCCUUCCUUCAAGUUGCAGCACUCUAGGGUUUAUCAAGUUCAGCACAAAUGGUGAAUGUUCCAAAGACAAAGAAGACAUACUGCAAGAGCAAGGAGUGCAGGAAGCACACCUUGCAUAAGGUUACCCAGUACAAGAAAGGAAAGGAUAGUCUUGCUGCACAAGGGAAAAGGCGCUAUGAUCGCAAACAGUCUGGGUAUGGAGGCCAGACUAAGCCUGUUUUCCACAAGAAGGCCAAAACUACCAAGAAAAUUGUUUUGAGGUUGCAAUGUCAAGGUUGCAAGCACGUGUCUCAGCAUCCAAUUAAGAGGUGCAAACAUUUUGAGAUUGGUGGAGACAAGAAGGGGAAGGGAACUUCACUUUUCUAAAUUCUAUUUUUAUGUAUGUGUUUUGGAUGUACUUAGUGUUGAAGCAAAUCUAGAAGUUUUGUUCACUUCAUUGUUGAUUUCUUUUCUGUCAUUUCCAGACAUCUACUACUUAUUUUUUAUGGUUUUUGACAAUUAAUAGUAAUUGGGUUUUAGUUAGAAUUGGCAAA
Molecule: messenger RNA, 636 nt
Organism: Jatropha curcas
Lineage: Eukaryota; Viridiplantae; Streptophyta; Magnoliopsida; Malpighiales; Euphorbiaceae
Product: large ribosomal subunit protein eL42
Biological process (GO): translation
Cellular component (GO): ribosome
Molecular function (GO): structural constituent of ribosome
Source: RefSeq, a predicted model, not a curated record